UUCCGUGAAAUGAAUGUCGGUGUCAUUAAAAAUGCAUCAUUUUCAUUACCUGUAUAGAAACAAACUGUGUAAAAACAUCAAAUAAAUGAAAUGAACACAGUCGAAUAACAUGUUCUAUCAACUCAGUGACAUGCACGUUGAAGUUGCAUUUAUUGACGGAUCAUUGGAAAUUACCUACAUUUCUUGAUUAAUUUUCUUCUAAUGAUAUGACAGCAAGCCAGAUGGAAUAAUUUCAAACGGUGCUUAGUACCAGCAUACGAUCUGUACAUGUAUAAGCUUUUUGAUAAUAUUUGGAUAGGUUAGUUUUGGGAUAAAUGCAAAUGGUUCUAUAUAAUUUGAACAGACUUGAGAUAUUUAUAGGCCUAUAACUAUAAGGUUGUUCAGAGCCUUCUAUGGAGAAACGUCACACAAUUGCUUUGAUAUAGCUCAUCCUAUAAAUAAAAGGUCCAAAGUGUGAUAUUUAUCCUGUCCAGUGUUACCUUGGUAUAGUGCACAAUGUGCUUGAUAAUUUGCCAUUCACGUAUCAUAACGUAUGACUUCAAACGCUUUUUCAUUUGUUGGGAGGUGGUUUACUGUUCAUAAUCAUUCUUGUAGUGCAUCAGAGUUAUGAAAUCAUAGAUGUCAGAUGUAUCAGGGACAGGAAAAAUGUGGACCCCAAAUUUAUAGAAUGACCCCUAUCGUAGACCCUAUACUUCAUCCACAAAUUGUUAACAAGAGUAAUUAUCGGGAGUGUUUCAGAAAUCUCCACACAUGUUCCUGGAAUCUUUAAACUGUUUAAAAUAAAAGUAUACCUGAAUAAUGUAAAACAAAAAAAAGAGUUGUGCUCUUUAAUUAUCUGUGUUAUAUUAUGUGCUGCACUGUGGGUGGGUCUGUACGUGAUGGGGUCGAAGUCUGUGUCAUAGGGUAACGGGGGCAGACCUGAAGUGGAAGAAAAUGGCGACUUCCAGCGACGGACAACGUGCAGAUUCCAACAUCAUAGACGAAUUUGCCGAUUAUCGGGAGGAACUGACUGUCACGGGACAUUCUGUUGAUAGGGCCGGUGGGGAAAGGUUGUCCAGCUUUUACGACACGUGGGUGGAACGAUACCACGAGAUGCAUGUUACAUAUGGCUGGCUAGCUCCUCGCAAUUUGGCAGCCCUUGCAUCGGAGUUCAUCACUGAUAAAUCUUCAAGGAUCCUUGAUGCGGCAUCAGGAACAGGGAUGGUUGGACAAGAGUUGAAGAAUCUUGGCUUCACUUGUAUAGACGCUCUGGAUCCUUCCCAGAAAUCAUUGGACCAGUGUAAGGAACAAAAGUCUCACACCGAAUACAUCUGCGACACGUUAGACGAGCACCAGACGAAAAUCCAAGACAAUCAAUACGAUGCCGUGGUGAUAGGUGGAGCUUUUGGUGUACCUGGUCACGUGAGCGAUUCGUGUUUUCCAGAACUUAUCCGCGUUACAAAGCCGGGUGGGUACAUCAUGUUUACGUUAAGCGAUAAAGUGAAAGACGAAUGGGACACGAAGCUGGAAGCGGCCAUUGCGGCGCUCAACAAGCAGGGAAGAUGGGAGGUUGCAGACUCUCGCCGAAUCCAAUACAACUUAAAUGAGGAUGUGGAUGAAAAGGCAACGGUGCCAGUUCUCAGGAUGCAUGUUGCUUGUGGCUAUCUAGCUCCUCGCAAUUUGGCAGCCCUUGCAUCGGAAUUCAUCACUGAUAAAUCUUCAAGGAUCCUUGAUGCAGCAUCGGGAACAGGGAUGGUUGGACAAGAGUUGAAGAAUCUUGGCUUCACUUGUAUAGACGCUCUGGAUCCUUCCCAGAAAUCAUUGGACCAGUGUAAGGAACAAAAGUCUCACACCGAAUACAUCUGCGACACGUUAGACGAGCACCAGACGAAAAUCCAAGACAAUCAAUACGAUGCCGUGGUGAUAGGUGGAGCUUUUGGUGUACCUGGUCACGUGAGCGAUUCGUGUUUUCCAGAACUUAUCCGCGUUACAAAGCCGGGUGGGUACAUCAUGUUUACGUUAAGCGAUAAGGUGAAAGACGAAUGGGACACGAAGCUGGAAGCGGCCAUUGCGGCGCUCAACAAGCAGGGAAGAUGGGAGGUUGCAGACUCUCGCCGAAUCCAGUAUAACUUAAAUGAGGCUGUGGAUGAAAAGGCAACGGUGCCAGUUCUCAGGGUAUUACCAAAAUGAAGAAGGCUCUGAAAAAAACUUGAGAUUCAUUGGUAGUUGAUUUGUUGAUGAAGGUUGCACGACAUUUUUAUGAUUAAGGUCGGAGGGCUUAUUAACGCUAUCAGAAGAUUUUUUAAUUUGGAAGCUGUGUGACUAUUGUUUAAUGGUAUAGUUUUGAUAUGGGUCAUUCCACUGGGUUGGGGUUCAAAGUGUGACACUAUGACCAUAUUAAGAAAAGCAUGAAUGCCUUGCUAGCAGUUGCUCUACAUAAUAUUUGUUGUUGGGUGUUUCAC
Patiria miniata (bat star) is the source of this 2441-nucleotide messenger RNA. RefSeq lists its product as uncharacterized. Bases 934 to 2169 code for a protein of 411 amino acids. The record is from RefSeq and is a predicted model, not a curated record. Lineage: Eukaryota; Metazoa; Echinodermata; Asteroidea; Valvatida; Asterinidae. The transcript has 9 exons.